GGCUACUGUGCGCCGCGUGCACCAGCCACCAGUGCGUCAGCGUGCAUCGUGUGUGUAUGCAUGUGCGAGAGCGCGGCGUGGGCGCUCACGAACGACGCAGUAGGCCGCAGGUGACCCGUCCGCAGCGUGCACGUGUGUCGAUCGGCGACGACGAGCCCGAGAUCAGCGGAGUCGCGACGGAACAUGGCAGCUAAGAUGCAGCUCCCGUUCGAGCCACCGAGCUCGGCGAGCUCCGAGAGUCGCCGAAAUGUUUUCAGCGACGACGGCGACGUGUGCUUGGACGACCGCGAGAUCUUUCUCGCCGACGAGCUGUGCGAGGAUGCCGAGCAUUACAGGCACUCCGACGUCAGCACGCCGCAAUCCCCGAGGCCGCCGUCCACAGGCUCGCAGAAGUCACCACGGUCACGCAGGCAGCGCACUACUAGCAUGUCACAGUCGAGCAAGAAGACGUCUGCGGAAUCCAUUCUCAGGAGCAAAACGCGAACCAUUUACACAGCUGGUAGACCUCCUUGGUAUAAUUCAGCUGGUCAACAAGUGGAACCUUUUGUAAUUGGUAUCUGCGGAGGCAGCGCUUCUGGGAAGACAACAGUGGCGACUAAAAUUAUAGAAUCUCUAAACGUACCGUGGGUGACCCUUCUCAGCAUGGACUCCUUUUAUAAAGUAUUAAACGAGAAGCAGCACGAAAUGGCUGCGCACAACGAGUAUAACUUUGAUCAUCCCGACGGAUUCGAUUUCGAACUUCUCAAGACUACGCUGCAGCGUUUGAAGGAAGGGCGCAUGGUGGAAGUUCCUAUUUAUAAUUUUGUAACGCAUCGUAGAGAAAGUAGAACGAAAACCAUGUACGGCGCCAACGUCAUUAUCUUCGAGGGGAUACUUACAUUUUACAAUACGGACGUCUUGAAGCUGUGCGAUAUGAAAAUUUUCGUCGAUACUGAUGCGGACGUCAGACUGGCCAGGCGUUUACGAAGGGACAUUUCCCAAAGAGGCAGAGAUCUGGAAGGUGUAUUGAAACAGUAUAGUAAGCAUGUGCAGCCGGCUUUUUAUUAUUACAUAGCGCCCCUUAUGGUCCAUGCGGAUAUCAUCGUGCCACGCGGAGGAGAGAACGAAGUGGCGAUAGAACUGAUCGUACAACACGUUCAUACUCAGCUUCAAUUGAGAGGCUUUAAGUUGAGGGAGAAAUUAGCGCACUCGUACAUCGGUCAACCGUUGCCUUCGUCUUUGUACUUACUUCCAGACACGCCACAGAUAAAGGGUCUUCAUACAUUUAUACGAAAUAAGGACACUUAUAGAGAUGAAUUUAUUUUUUACUCUAAGCGCUUGAUCCGUCUAGUCAUCGAAUAUGCGUUGUCGCUGCUGCCUUUUGAGGACGUAAUUGUCGAGACACCGCAAGGGGUGUUGUACAGUGGCAAGCGAGGUGCAACGGACAAGAUAUGCGGCGUAUCGAUAUUGCGCGCCGGUGAGACUAUGGAGCAGGCUGUUCGCGACGUGUGCAAGGACAUACGCAUAGGAAAAAUUCUUAUCCAGACUAAUCAGCAGACCGGCGAGCCCGAAUUGUAUUACCUUCGAUUACCAAAGGACAUCAAAGACUACAGGGUAAUAUUGAUGGAUGCGACUGUUGCGACUGGUGCUGCCGCUAUAAUGGCGAUCAGGGUCCUUCUGGAUCACGACGUCGCUGAGGAAAAUGUGCUGCUGGCGUCACUGCUGAUGGCCGAAUCCGGCGUACAUUCGAUUGCGUAUGCCUUUCCGCGAGUGAAAAUCGUUACCUCCGCGUUGGAUCCCGAGAUAAAUGAGAAGUUCUAUGUACUGCCGGGUAUCGGCAAUUUUGGCGACAGAUACUUUGGCACUGAGCCAUCUGAUGAUUAAGUUAUCGGUUUUACCUUGAAUCCAAGGAACUGUUAUCUCUAGAGAUGUUCUUAUCGCGAACCAGCCGGAUAUCGUGCUCCCAGAACCGACGCAGUUCCGGUGUGGACGUGUACGGUGCGGCCACCUCUUUAAUCUGCGGUUACGAACGGAUGAUUACGGUGAAAAUAAAAAUAACGUACACGCGA
This is a messenger RNA of Vollenhovia emeryi, 2048 nucleotides long. Its product is annotated as uridine-cytidine kinase-like 1. Lineage: Eukaryota; Metazoa; Arthropoda; Insecta; Hymenoptera; Formicidae. Bases 184 to 1863 code for a protein of 559 amino acids. The transcript is spliced from 11 exons. Gene Ontology annotation, molecular function: kinase activity; ATP binding. The record is from RefSeq and is a predicted model, not a curated record. Gene Ontology annotation, cellular component: cytoplasm.